Molecule: messenger RNA, 1613 nt
Organism: Exophiala viscosa
Lineage: Eukaryota; Fungi; Ascomycota; Eurotiomycetes; Chaetothyriales; Herpotrichiellaceae
Product: vesicle-associated membrane protein-associated protein A
Exons: 5
Coding region: 335-1135 (266 amino acids)
Biological process (GO): endoplasmic reticulum membrane organization
Cellular component (GO): plasma membrane; endoplasmic reticulum membrane
Molecular function (GO): FFAT motif binding
Source: RefSeq, a predicted model, not a curated record
CAAACAGUGAUGAACUGCAGCCCGCACCCGCCAGCUCCUAAUCGUCAUCUUGCCAAGAGGCGCGGGUUCUGGAUCUUUGGCGCGUAAACUGGAGUGACUGGGCGCCCUGAACUACCAUGGUCCGCCGCAGUUUCGCAGACCAGACCAACCUCUCCAAAUCUACCUCCGUCAUACCUGACCCUGGUUUCGCAUGUUGAGCAAUUCGAUCGGCCACUUUCAUUGCUUUACCAAUCCACGACAAGAAAUCCAUCUCGGUCGAUAGAGCUUCGACUUCGCCUGAACAAUCUCAAAGACUCCUCCAGCUCAUUUGCGCGCAACUGCGACUUCACUCAACAUGUCUGUCGAACUCCUGCCAGCCGAAUUGGGCUUCCGACGCCCGUUCAACCAAGAAGUCACAGAGACUUUGAGGCUCACAAACGCAAACAGUGCUCCAGUGGCUUUCAAAGUCAAAACCACUGCGCCGAAACAAUAUUGCGUGCGACCUAACUCGGGCAUGAUCCCACCCAACGAAGCCGUUGAAGUGCAAGUGCUUUUGCAGGCCAUGAAAGAAGAGCCUCCUCUAGAUGCCAAAUGUCGAGAUAAAUUCCUCGUCCAGACCGUCCUGACCUCAGCGGACCAAGAUCCCAACGUGACCACUCUUUGGCAAACAGUGGAGAAGACUGCCAAACACACCAUUCAAGAGAAGAAGAUUAGGGUCAACUUCCUUUCCGCAACUGGCGGAACACCCAAUGGUGUGACCUCUCACGAAGAACAGCCACCUGCCUAUUCUUCUCCUUCGCAGUUUGACUCUCCCGCUCCACGAAACUCCAUCGGUGGGGUCUCGACGGCCGAGUCUGCCAGAACAUCCAUGGCUAAUGCUGCCGAAUCCACCGGGCUGAUGUCUGCGGCCGCUACCAUCUCCAACGCUGUACCUACAUCAGGCCAAGAGGUGCAGGACCAGCUGGCUGCGGCGAAGGCUCAGAUCAAGACAUUGAGCGACCAGGUACAAGAUCCGCAAUUUCGACAGAGGAAGGUUCAAGAAGCCAGCGACAAGGUGCAGACUGUGGUGCAACAGAGCCAGGAAACUGGAGUACCACUACAGAUUGUCGCCGGGUUGUGCUUACUCAGUUUCCUGAUUGCAUAUUUGUUCUUCUGAGAUGCAUCGGGCAGAAAGGGGGCUUGAGGAACAACUGCUUGAGGUCGACUCGGUUGUUCCUCAAGCUUGGAUAUGAAUUCCUGUUCAGGGCAUGUUUAGGCAAACGACAAAUGAGUGUUAAUGACUAUGGCGGUCUAGAAUGAGAUGCCUUGUGGUAUCAGAUUUUCGAUCAAAAACUGGGUGUGCUCCACGGAGUAGCGCCUCACCAUGGGACGCGCUCCAAGUGAUGUCGGACUGCCCUGGAGUCUACUGUCAAGAAGUCGGAUCGGCGGGCCAAUCGCCAGGAAAUGUGUUUAUUGAGGUUUCUCUUUUCAAGUUCCAAUGUAAGCGUACAAAUAAGAGCAAUCGCCAGGUUCCAGUACCGGAAAUGGGGUGCAAAAUGCAGCAGAGUUGCAGAUCAUGUUGUGUUGUAUUUCGUCCAGAGAAUGCUUAGUUAUUGCCCUACGAAGGUUCCCAUGCGUCUAUCAUAUUAUUGUAC